Molecule: messenger RNA, 2585 nt
Organism: Musa acuminata subsp. malaccensis (wild Malaysian banana)
Lineage: Eukaryota; Viridiplantae; Streptophyta; Magnoliopsida; Zingiberales; Musaceae
Product: small ribosomal subunit protein bS1m
Source: RefSeq, a predicted model, not a curated record
GAUUGAUAGCUAUUAUGAUCAGAUUCCAUGUAUCUGGAUGGAGUCUUCUAUCAUUUAUGAAAAACACUCCUGUCCUUACUGCCAAACUGUAGUAAGCUAUAGUAUUUUGCUUGUUUGCUUGUGUUGCUUCUUCACAGCAUAGCUUCAACACUCUCAACUCUACUUAAGAAAAUAAUACAUAUAAGUAACAAACGGUGAACGAAACUCUACCCUUGGCGCGCCCUAAAAGAGAAGUCCGUUAAUGUACCCCGGAAAGUAACCUAACGCUUGCACAUUCUAUACAAGAAUAAAGGUCAACAACUAGCGCUUAAGUAUCACAUUCUAGAAGAAAGGUCAACAACUAGGUAAACAAACGGAAUCAGAAUAAUAUCAUUGAGUGCCGGAGUAACAAAGCACUAGUGUGCGCUACUAAUGCACAACUCGCUAACGCAGGAGCUCAACUCAAGCUUCUAACUCAACGACUAACGCAAUUGAAUAUCACGUGUAACAUAGUUUCUAGUUGAUUAAACAAACAAGCAUUCUUAUUAACUGGGUAGCAAAGUCGACUCAACGGGCUGAGGUAAAUAAAUCCGAAUGGAAGAGAGCUCUUAAUACGCCAAGCCAAGAUAACCAUCACAACUUCUCAAGCCAAGAUAACCAGAACACAACGCUUCUAAAUUGAUUCUCUAAUAACUCGCCCGCCUAUAAUGAUAAGAUAAUAUAAGAAAGCCUUCACUGAACUUAUAAGUAUAGGCCGGUCUGCAACUAUCAAGGUUUUUUCCACUUUACGAGAUACAGCUAUCGCAGCUACAGUUUGGCCUUUCAGUCACGCGUACCCUAAACUCCAAAACCAACUUCAGGCUAAUGCACAACUCAAAGAACUCUGUUAGCCCAUACGAUCAAAUGGUUAUUCACAUAACUCAACAAACAACGGAACAAGCAAACUAACCGCAUUGCUUCUAUUGCUUGCUUCUUUUCUGAACCCUAGAUUUCAGUACUCAUUUAUUCUCUCAGCAGCCAGCAGCUGACGCUGACCUUGCUUUUUGACCUUGCUUGUUUUGUUCGAUAACUCACUGACGUCUGCUUGUUUACUUACUUAUGCCUUUCAGAAUGACUAUGGGCAUCCGAGUCAGCUAAGCUUCUAGGGAUGAUAAAACAAUCGUCUUCUCUCUUCCUACUCGAUCUUCUAGGGCGAAUUCAGAUCUUAGCUUUCCCGGUCGCUGGAGCAGCCGCCACUCUCCCUUCGCUCUGGAACACCAAUGAUGAUGAAGAUAAUCCUUCUGAUUCUGCUCUUAACAACUUCUUCUGGUAGUAAGAUACUCUUUCUUUUCUUCUCUUCUUCUGCUCUUAACUACACCUAUAUUUAUUGCGAAAAUAGACUCGCCUUUCUACAAGCAAGACAAAGAAGCAAAGCAAGAGCGUGAAGUUCCGCGAAGAGGGAAAGAACGUAGCUAGAGCAGUUCCAGCAGUAUUUCCUGAUGUGUCUUGCGGAUGCUGGUCUUUUUGGAGUUCUCGCAGUAUUUCCUGAUGUAUCUUGCUUGCGGGUGCUGUCACUCAUGCAGGAGCCUCUACACCAGGUGUCAUGCAAUAACUAUCAAAGUGGCAAACGCGGUGGCUUCGGGCAACAACGGGCAUUUCCCAUUCUUCUCUUAGUGGGUGGGACAGCCAGAGAUGUAGGGUCUAGUGGUUUUCAGCCUAGAUAAGCUACAGCGGCAAAUCACUUCUUACGAGUUCCCAACACAACUACGCGUAAUACUUUAAACAGGUGUGGCUGGAUGCUUCUUCUCAAUAGGAAUAGUAGUCCAAAUCCAAGCAAGCUUAUUAUGAACAUCUAUUGGAGUCGAUCAUUUCCAAGAUCCAAUUCUAGUUUCUUAUUAUGUAAUGGAAUAGCUUUACAAUCUUCCGUUUUACGCUGUAGCUUAAAGGAGAAAAUGUUCUUGGUGGAUGCAGGACCAGGUACCCCACUCAAUUGUAUGGAAGAUGAGCUUACAGGAGUGCCAAUAAACCGAGCCACGAGCCACAGGUUUGAGAAUAAGGUGGGAUCCCAGAAUGUAGUGGCAGGUGACUCACAGAUUCCAGAGCGGAUUAAUGAUAGAUUCUUAAUGGAUCUAGUGGCCGGUCAAUCACAGAUCAAAGAGCGAGCUGUCUUAAGGUUUCAUGAUUUUUGGGGAUCCCUGGAUGUAUUGGCUGGUGAACCGCUUCUUCUUCCACGAAGAUUAAGACAAAACCGAGCUUGGAUAGAACUGCAGAAGAAUUGGCGAACGAAUAAGAAGGUCAAAGGCUUCAUUAUUAACAAAGUCAAAGGUGGUUAUUCAGUAGCCAUCGCGGGUUUCAUUACCUUUCUUCCAUUCUUUCCUCUCAACACUCAAAAGAUAGCGAAUGAUAGAUUCACCAUUGAGAGCAUUAAUCCCAAUAGGAGGAAAAUUGUGGUGUUCUAACAGCAGUAGAUCCAAGUAAGAUCAAAAUCCAAUCAAAAGGAAAGGCUCUCAGCUCCUUUCUUUUGUUGAGGGAACUUCUUACUGCUUGCUCUUUGAUAAGGUAAGCAGAGGAGCAUUGUAUGCUUUUUUGACCCUUGUCCCAUCCAUUCUAGAAGUCAACAACAGCUU